Panicum hallii is the source of this 2116-nucleotide messenger RNA. RefSeq names its product shaggy-related protein kinase kappa-like. The transcript is spliced from 13 exons. The record is from RefSeq and is a predicted model, not a curated record. Gene Ontology annotation, biological process: protein phosphorylation; signal transduction. Gene Ontology annotation, molecular function: protein serine/threonine kinase activity; ATP binding. Bases 478 to 1758 code for a protein of 426 amino acids. Lineage: Eukaryota; Viridiplantae; Streptophyta; Magnoliopsida; Poales; Poaceae. Gene Ontology annotation, cellular component: cytoplasm.
CCGAACCCCCCCUCCCCCAUCCGGGCUCUCGCUGCUCCCCUGCAACUUCCAUGAUCUCCCCAAUAAAUUUCUCUGGUCCUUCCAUGCCAUGCCAAUUCUUUUUACCGGAAAUGGAAAAGUUUGGAAGGACCAAGAGCUAGCAGCUGCCAUCCACUACCUCACUCCCUCCUCCCCUCAGCCCUCACACCUCACUCACUCACUCCACCAACUUGCUUCAGAGUCCUAACCAUCUUCCUCUUCCCCUACCCAACAAGAACCCCAAGGCAAGACCGCGAGAACCGCGAGGCUGUGAAGGGCAUGUGGGUUGAUCUGCCCCAAGAACUUGUUGUCGAUCUCGGCGUGGUUUCAGUUUGAGGCAUUAGCUAUGGCAGGCUGAUCUUCCACGAGCGAUGAAACUGCACACUGCAGUGUUUGUUCAUCUUGACCUCGGUGAUCUUGAUUGAGCACACCAGUUACCACUUACCACCCAGCUGAGUCAUGGCGUAUUCCGGGCAAAGGCACGGUGGUGUUGGGAGCUCCUCAAGGCCAGGGAAUGGCUUCAAGGGGCCAGCCAGCUCGGUCGAGUUUCUGGGAAGGGGGAUGCUGGAAAUGCAAUUGAGCGAUGCCAAAGCAGAUGCUGAUGAUGAAAGGGACAUGGGGUCAGGCUCAGAUGUGACUGAUAAUUCUAGUAAUGAAGCUAGUCACAUAAAAGCAACUACAAUUCGUGGGCACAUCGGCCUGCCUAAACAGUCGGUCACAUACAUUGCUGAACAUGUGGUUGGAACUGGUUCUUUUGGGGUUGUAUAUCAGGCCAAAUGCCGAGAAACAGGAGAAAUUGUUGCCAUAAAAAAGGUUCUUCAAGAUAAGCGUUACAAGAACAGAGAGCUGCAAAUCAUGCAUAUGCUUGACCAUCCUAACAUCAUCGGUCUUAAGCAUUACUUCUUUUCAACCACUGAAAGGGAUGAGCUUUAUCUCAAUCUUGUUCUUGAGUUUGUUCCAGAGACAGUGAACAGGAUCGCAAGGCAGUACAACCGAAUGAAUCAACGGAUGCCCCUAAUUUAUGUCAAACUGUACACGUAUCAGAUAUGCCGAGCACUUGCUUAUAUACACAACUGCAUUGGCAUCUGCCACCGUGAUAUCAAACCGCAGAAUGUUCUUGUCAACCCACAUACGCACCAGCUCAAAAUUUGUGAUUUCGGAAGUGCUAAAGUAUUGGUCAGAGGUGAGCCAAACAUCUCCUACAUAUGCUCAAGGUAUUACCGGGCACCAGAGCUCAUAUUUGGUGCAACGGAAUAUACUACUGCUAUUGAUUUGUGGUCAACAGGCUGUGUCAUGGCAGAGCUGCUUCUAGGACAGCCUCUGUUUCCUGGAGAAAGUGGAGUUGACCAACUUGUUGAGAUUAUCAAGGUUUUGGGUACUCCAACAAGGGAAGAGAUCAAGUGCAUGAACCCAAACUACACAGAGUUCAAGUUCCCGCAAAUUAAAGCUCAUCCAUGGCACAAGGUUUUUCAAAAAAAGCUUCCACCUGAAGCAGUGGACCUUGUUAGCAGGUUUCUGCAGUACUCACCAAAUCUACGGUGCACUGCUUUGGAAGCCUGCAUGCAUCCUUUCUUUGAUGAGCUGAGAGACCCUAGCACUCGUCUACCAAAUGGGCGGCCUUUGCCUCCUCUCUUCAACUUCAGAUCUCAAGAGCUGAAAGGCGUUCCUCCAGAAGUCGUCGAGCGCCUUGUCCCAGAGCACGCGAGAAGGCAGAGUUUGUUCAUGGCAUUGCGGACCUAGUUUUCGCUGGUCUUUUUGCCCUUUUUUCACUGCUUGUUCCCUGAGGGAAGCUUGUAAAGCUCUAGCUUCUCCUUUACCUUCCGUCCUCCCCUGCUUUCCCGUUCUUUCUUUGGAGCUUUGUGUGGAUGAGAUCCUUGAGAUACACUAGAGUUGUUCCAGGAUGUGAGGUUGAAGUGUGUGGUGUGCAGUUGGCUUUGAGGCUGGAGAUUUCGGUUGCAGUGUUGUGAGAGGCUUGCGGAGCUUUUCUUUGUCUAGUUUUCAUGCUUCUCUGGCUUGAAUUUUCUUAAAUUAUUUUGAACUUGCUUCAAGACUUGGUUAUGUGAUGCUUUGUGUGCAGUAAAAGGUAGUAGUUGGAUCA